Molecule: messenger RNA, 1761 nt
Organism: Polypterus senegalus (gray bichir)
Lineage: Eukaryota; Metazoa; Chordata; Cladistia; Polypteriformes; Polypteridae
Product: gastrula zinc finger protein XlCGF57.1-like
Exons: 3
Coding region: 262-1728 (488 amino acids)
Biological process (GO): negative regulation of transcription by RNA polymerase II
Molecular function (GO): DNA-binding transcription repressor activity, RNA polymerase II-specific
Source: RefSeq, a predicted model, not a curated record
GGCACAUUUCAAACAAGUCUCUGAGCAGCGCUUCCAGAAUUCGACUAGUCAGUAUCGAGCAGCCCAUUACUAGAAUGCCCUUAUGAGACACUUGCGCUGCAUCUUCUUCACAGCAAGCAAAGGUGCGGACUUUCCCAUUUCACUUGGCCAUACACUGAGGUUUCUAAUGUCCUCCAGCUCAAGGCUGUCCGUGUGAGAAGUGAAUCUGAGAAGAGAAGGACAGACACUUAGAGAGAGAGAGAGAAGAGUUUCCCACAGAGCAUGGCCUCUGGCAAAGAAGAUGGCGUGAAUGAAAGAAGGGUGGACAUUAAAGAAGAGGACAGUGAGCAGCUCACACCAGAGGGUGUGCAUGUGAAGCUGGAGGAUCACGAAAAAAGAAAGUCAGUUUUUAAAGAGGAGGAGGAGUGCAAGGAGGUGACUGCUGCUAUUAAAGCUGAGGAUUUGAAUGAUUUCUCCAUUGGUCUUGAACUUCAAAAGUAUGAAACUGAGGAUAUUUUCAAGCAAGAGGCCUGUGAAGAAUCUCCAUCCAGUUUACAGCCCUGGUCCACUAAUACGGGACGACUGGCUAUGCCGGAGAAUUCUGUAGAGCUGAAGUCAGAGUUUUCAGAGUCUGAAGAGAAAAUCACCAAGGAAAAUGGGAGAGAAGGAGAAGAGUCAUCUGGGAGUGUUGAAAUAAAUGUACAGAAGAAUGGCAGCUUCUCUCCACCUUCACUUGGUCAGCCCUCUCUUCAAUACAAUGAGAAUGGUGUGAAGAAAUUAGCAAGAGGAUCAGAGAAUCAGACAACAGCCUAUUUGCAGUGCAGUUCUCUCUCUGCUACUGGGGCAACACAGACAGAAGCCAUCAAAACUGAUAGACAACAAGUGGAGAAAGAAAUCCAAAUUCCUACUGGAGAAAAAUGUUGUUUGGAAUGCGGCAAACAAUUCACAUACAAAAGUGAUCUUAAUAGGCAUAUGAAGAUUCACACAGGAGAAAAACCUCAUUGCUGUUCAGAAUGUGGUAAGUCGUUCUCAUGUAUAAGCUAUCUUCAGAAACACAGAAGAAUCCAUACAGGACAAAAACCUCAUUGCUGUUUAGAAUGUGGUAAGUCGUUCUUAAGGAGAAGCAGCCUUCAGAGGCACAGAAGAAUCCACACAGGAGAAAAACCUCAUUGCUGUUUAGAAUCUGGUAAAUCGUUCUCUAGGAGAAGCAAUCUUCAGAGUCACAGAAGAAUCCACACAGGAGAAAAACCUCAUUGCUGUUCAGAAUGUGGUAAGUCGUUCUUAAAGAGAAGCCAUCUUCAGAGGCACAGAAGAAUCCACACAGUACAAAACCCUCAUUGCUGUUCAGAAUGUGGUAAAUCAUUCUCAAGGAGACGUGAAUUUCAGUUGCACAAAACAAUUCACACAGGAGAAAAACCUCAUUACUGUUCAGAAUGUGGUAAGUCAUUCUUAAGGAGUAACAGUCUUCAGAGGCACAGAAGAAUACACACUGGAGAAAAACCUCAUUGUUGUCCAGAAUGUGGUAAAUCGUUUUCAUGGAGAAGUGAACUUCACUGUCACCAAAAAAUUCACACAGAACAAAAACUUCAUUGCUGUCCAGUAUGUGGUAAAUUGUUCUUAAGGAGAAGCUAUCUUCAGAGGCACAGUAUAAUCCACACUGGAGAAAAACCUCAUUGUUGUCCCGAAUGUGGUAAAUCGUUCUCAACGAGCAGCAGUCUUCAGAGGCACAGAAGAAUCCACACAGGAUAAAAACCUUAUUAUUGUCCAGAAUGUGCCACACAA